Messenger RNA from Puma concolor (puma), 3703 nucleotides. NCBI's taxonomy places the organism in Eukaryota, Metazoa, Chordata, Mammalia, Carnivora, Felidae. The record is from RefSeq and is a predicted model, not a curated record.
GGUAGUUGGAGUGGUUGGAUUUUCCCUGGAAUUGAGUGAGAAAUUCAGAAGACUGAAGCCCAGGCUUACUGUCUACCUUUCACGGAGGCCUAGCCGUGAGAGGACAGAAGAAGGCACGUGGCGAAUCAUGACAGCUGACAAAGACAAAGACAAAGACAAAGAGAAGGACCGGGACCGAGAUCGGGACCGAGAGAGAGAUAAACGAGACAAAGCAAGAGAGAGUGAGAAUUCAAGGCCACGCAGGAGCUGUACCUUGGAAGGAGGAGCCAAAAAUUAUGCCGAGAGCGAUCACAGUGAAGAUGAGGAUAAUGACAACAAUAGUGCCACCACGGAGGAGUCCACCAAGAAGAACAAAAAGAAACCACCGAAAAAAAAAUCUCGCUACGAAAGGACAGAUACCGGCGAGAUAACAUCCUACAUCACCGAGGAUGAUGUUGUCUACAGACCAGGAGACUGUGUGUAUAUCGAGAGUCGGAGGCCAAACACGCCGUAUUUCAUCUGUAGCAUUCAAGACUUCAAACUGGUCCACAACUCCCAGGCCUGCUGCAGAUCUCCAACUCCUGCUUUGUGUGACCCCCCAGCAUGCUCUCUGCCGGUGGCAUCACAGCCACCACAACAUCUUUCUGAAGCCGGGAGAGGGCCUGUAGGGAGUAAGAGGGACCAUCUACUCAUGAACGUCAAAUGGUACUACCGUCAGUCUGAAGUUCCAGAUUCUGUGUACCAGCAUUUGGUUCAGGAUCGGCAUAACGAAAAUGACUCUGGAAGAGAACUUGUCAUUACAGACCCGGUCAUCAAGAACCGAGAGCUCUUCAUUUCUGACUACGUCGACACGUAUCAUGCUGCUGCCCUCAGAGGGAAGUGUAACAUCUCCCAUUUUUCUGACAUAUUUGCUGCUAGAGAGUUUAAAGCUCGAGUGGAUUCAUUUUUCUACAUAUUAGGCUACAACCCUGAGACCAGGAGGCUGAACAGCACCCAGGGAGAAAUUCGUGUUGGUCCUAGCCAUCAGGCCAAACUUCCCGAUUUGCAACCGUUCCCUUCUCCAGAUGGUGACACUGUGACCCAACAUGAGGAACUGGUCUGGAUGCCUGGAGUUAAUGACUGUGACCUUCUUAUGUACUUGAGGGCAGCAAGGAGCAUGGCAGCAUUCGCAGGGAUGUGUGACGGAGGCUCCACGGAGGAUGGCUGUGUUGCCGCAUCUCGGGAUGACACUACCCUCAAUGCGCUGAACACACUACAUGAAAGUGGUUAUGACGCUGGCAAAGCCCUGCAGCGCCUGGUCAAGAAGCCCGUGCCCAAGCUGAUCGAGAAGUGCUGGACCGAGGACGAAGUGAAACGCUUCGUUAAGGGGCUCAGGCAGUACGGCAAGAACUUCUUCAGAAUUAGAAAGGAGCUGCUUCCCAAUAAGGAAACAGGGGAGCUGAUCACCUUCUAUUACUACUGGAAGAAAACCCCCGAAGCAGCCAGCUCCCGGGCCCAUCGCCGGCACCGCAGGCAGGCCGUGUUCAGGAGGAUCAAGACCCGCACCGCGUCCACACCCGUCAGCACGCCCUCCAGGCCACCCUCCAGCGAGUUCCUGGACCUGAGUUCAGCCAGCGAGGAUGACUUUGACAGUGAGGACAGCGAGCAGGAGUUGAAGGGGUACGCCUGCCGCCACUGCUUCACCACCACCUCCAAAGACUGGCACCACGGGGGCCGGGAGAACAUCCUCCUGUGCACGGACUGCCGCAUCCACUUCAAGAAGUACGGCGAGCUCCCCCCCAUCGAGAAGCCUGUGGACCCCCCACCAUUCAUGUUCAAACCUGUCAAAGAGGAAGACGAUGGGCUCAGUGGGAAGCAUAGCAUGAGGACACGGCGCAGUCGUGGCUCGAUGUCUACACUGCGCAGCGGUCGUAAGAAGCAGCCAGCCAGCCCUGAUGGUCGUGCCUCGCCGAUCAAUGAGGACAUCCGCUCCAGUGGCCGGAACUCACCCAGCGCUGCCAGCACCUCCAGCAAUGACAGUAAAGCAGAGACAGUGAAGAAGUCGGCCAAGAAAGUGAAGGAGGAAGCCUCAUCCCCCCUCAAGAGCACCAAGCGCCAGCGGGAGAAGGUGGCCUCCGAUACAGAGGAGGCCGACAGGACCAGCUCCAAGAAGACAAAAACCCAGGAAAUCAGCCGGCCCAACUCGCCAUCCGAAGGCGAGGGAGAGAGUUCUGACAGCCGCAGUGUCAACGAUGAGGGCAGCAGUGACCCCAAAGACAUCGACCAGGACAAUCGCAGCACGUCCCCCAGCAUCCCCAGCCCCCAGGACAACGAGAGCGACUCGGACUCUUCGGCCCAGCAGCAGAUGCUACAGGCCCAGCCACCGGCCUUGCAGGCUCCCAGUGCGGCCACUCCGGCUCCCUCCGCCGCCCCCCCAGGGGCCCCCCAGCUCCCCGCACCGGGACCCGUGCCCUCUGCGUUCUACAAACACCUGGACCGUGGGUACAACUCGUGUGCGCGGACGGACCUGUAUUUCAUGCCUCUGGCGGGAUCCAAACUGGCCAAGAAGAGGGAGGAGGCCAUCGAGAAGGCCAAACGGGAGGCUGAGCAGAAAGCACGCGAGGAACGAGAGCGCGAGAAGGAGAAGGAGAAGGAGCGCGAACGGGAGCGCGAGCGGGAGCGGGAGGCGGAGCGAGCGGCCCAGAAGGCGUCCAGCUCAGCCCACGAGGGCCGCCUCAGCGACCCCCAGCUCAGUGGUCCCGGCCACAUGCGGCCAUCCUUCGAGCCGCCACCAACCACCAUUGCUGCGGUGCCUCCGUACAUCGGGCCCGACACUCCCGCUCUUCGGACUCUGAGCGAGUACGCUCGGCCCCACGUCAUGUCGCCCACCAACCGCAACCACCCCUUCUACAUGCCCCUCAACCCUACCGACCCCCUGCUGGCCUACCACAUGCCCGGCCUCUACAACGUGGACCCCACCAUCCGCGAGCGGGAGCUCCGGGAGAGGGAGAUCCGGGAGAGGGAGAUCCGCGAGCGGGAGCUGCGGGAGAGGAUGAAGCCGGGCUUCGAGGUGAAGCCCCCGGAGCUGGAUCCCCUGCACCCAGCCACCAACCCCAUGGAGCACUUCGCCCGGCACAGCGCCCUCACCAUCCCCCCCACUGCGGGCCCCCACCCUUUUGCUUCUUUCCACCCGGGCCUGAACCCCCUGGAGCGGGAGAGACUGGCCCUGGCGGGCCCCCAGCUGCGGCCUGAGAUGAGCUACCCUGAUAGACUGGCGGCCGAGCGGAUCCACGCUGAGCGCAUGGCCUCGCUGACCAGCGACCCCCUGGCCCGCCUGCAGAUGUUCAACGUGACUCCGCACCACCACCAGCACUCACACAUCCACUCGCACCUUCACCUCCACCAGCAGGACCCCCUCCAUCAAGAGUGCCAGGGAGGCAGCUCUGGGCAGCGUUGCCAGUCCGGCUGGCAGCUGGGCGAGAAACGCUGGCUGGACCCGAGCGGCCCUCAGGUUCCGGUGGACCUGACAGGUACCCCCUACCCCCGAGACCUGCCUGGGGCCAUCCCACCCCCCAUGUCUGCGGCCCACCAGCUGCAGGCCAUGCAUGCCCAGUCAGCAGAGCUGCAGAGACUGGCCAUGGAGCAGCAGUGGCUGCACGGACACCCCCACAUGCACGGUGGCCACCUACCAAGUCAGGAAGAUUAUUACAGUCGACUGAAGAAAGAAGGUGACAAGCAGUUAUAA